ACCCCCUGCGGAAACAUAAUGACCGUAUGCACGGGAGCUGUCAUGAGGAAUUUGCUGUGUUUACCCCCAGACCACAGCUUCUACGAACCACACCGGACGAUUGGAAGUUGUUCGAGGGCUACAAAGUAAAGGCAAAAAAUUGGAUGCGUUCUUCAGAGUACGGUCACACAUCGAAACACCACAGGUAAAACAGGACGGGGAAGUUUUGAACGGGCUUUAUGGUAUCUUUUUUUCUCAUGUAAAAUAAAUACAAAAGACACUCCCCGUCCUCUCACAUCGCUGCUUGUCUGCAGAGCGGAACGCUCGCAUUGGCCGUUUCCUGCCGGCGCCCCAGUCGUCGAAGAGAAGGCAAGGAAGCGGAAUGGCCGAGAAUAGCAGCGAUACCAGCGGACAAGACUGCAGAAGGUGCCCUGUUCUGUCUUCCCCGGGAGGUAAACUCCCGACGUCUUUCAACGGAACGUCGAAAUGGGUACGACUAAAUGUCGGCGGCACCCAUUUCCUAACAACACGACAAACCCUCUGUCGGGAUCCGAAGUCGUUUCUAUACCGCCUCUGUCAGGCGGAUCCCGAUCUGGACUCCGAUAAGGAUGACUCUGGAGCAUAUCUGAUUGACAGGGAUCCUGUGUAUUUUGGACCGGUCCUCAACUACCUGAGACACGGGAAGUUGGUGUUGAACAGAGACCUCACAGAGGAAGGGGUCCUGGAAGAAGCUGAGUUUUAUAACAUCACCUCCUUAAUAAAACUCAUCAAAGACAAGAUCAGAGAACGAGACACCAAAACCACCCAGUUGCCUGUGAAGCAUGUCUACCGGGUUUUGCAGUGUCAGGAGGAGGAGUUGACCCAGAUGGUCUCCACCAUGUCGGACGGCUGGAAGUUUGAGCAGCUUGUCAGUGUAGGUUAUGGGCGGGCCCAGAAGUCAGAGUUUCUGCUGAUUGUGUCUCGCGAAGUGAACUGGGAGGAGGCUGUUCACCCCGCUCCGAGUGGAGAGCUGGUCAGCAUCGGCUCCUCCUACAACUAUGGCACGGAGGACCAGGCGGAGUUCCUGUGUGUGGUCUCCAAGGAGCUCCACAACCAACCCUACGGCCCCAACAGCCAACCCAGCGAGAAAGCCAAGAUUUUACAGGAACGCGGCUCCAGAAUAUGAGCACAGCACCGCACAAAACCUCGUCACGGCCAGACAACGAAACAUGCAAAACUCAUAUCAGCUUCCCUGUUGAAAAACAAAAAACAUAUCAACGCACGUCGGCGACAACCACGACAACAACAAAAACAUGCCACGAACACGAGCCAGGACCUGCCAAGGACACUCCCAGAAAAGAAAAAAAAACAGGGACACACACACACACACACGCGCAAGGCAAGACAUAUCAACAAGCCAACAGCACGACAUCACGUCACCGUCACCCUGGAGGACGAAGCAGGAAGAAGCCGUCUGAUGAUCCUCCUGCCUGCCUGCCUGCUCACCUUGACUAAACAAUUCAGCUGUAACGAACACGGUUAAGUCAUCAACCUGGCCUACAGUUGACCUACAGAAAGUGGUAAACCAGCUUAUAGAUGUCUUUGCAGCCAUCAGCGAGUUAAGGGAGAGAGAGGACUCCGGCGUCUUCUAUUAGCUGAUUUACAACUACUUCCAGGUUUGACUUAACCCGGUGUCGCUACUGAGCCACCGUCUUGGAAUCCUUCCUGCUCACUGGACUGUAAACAUUCAGCUGUAAAUACAAGGGAAAAGGGGGGGUGGGGUGGGGUGGAGUGACGUCGCAACAGAUCUCCUCUCUGUGCCUGUUCAACUGGAUCUGUUUUUGUUCAUUUUUGUCUUUUUUUUAAUUAAUUAAUUAACAGUUGUUGUUAUUAUUAUUUUCGGUGGGUCUUGCUGUUUUUAGAUCAGGGCCUGUGUUGGUUCAUCAAACGUCUCCCACUGAAGAGAGUACUGAUGAGCAUUAUUAUUAUUAUUAUUAUUAUUAUUAUUAUUAUUAUUAUUAUUAUUAUUAUUAUCUUCUUGACCUCGUCCCAACACCACCUCCUGUUAUCCUCCUCUCCUCGUAUCUUAACCUUGCUAAUUAUCAGCACUGGCUCUGUCUGUCCCUUGAGACACUUCAUGAAAAACAUUCCAGGGAAUCACAGAGCUGGGAAACAGAUGGGGUUCUUCUGCAGCUUGCUCAGAGUUAUGCCUUUCUCUCGCCUAGGGCUGCACAAUAUAUCGAAAAUGUAUCGAUUUCGCGAUAUCAAGAAUGGCGAUAAAUAAGAAAAUGACUUAAUUAUCAAUAACAAAUAAAACAUUUUCUGUGCAGUCCAAUCACUAGCUGAAUGUCAACAAAUGCGUGAGAAGCCCGCCACGACCAAAGGCUCGCCCCCCCACACAGACUGACAAAUUAGUGACAAGAAAAACAUUAUGAUAUAUUUCUAAAUAUCGGUAUUGCAUGCUAUUAUCGAGUAUCAAUUUUUUUUUCUGAUAUCGUGCAGCCCUACUCUCGCCCCAUAAAUACUGUAGGCUACAGUUGAGUCCUCUUUUUGUGUGUGGUGGAGACGGAGGCAAUAUCUCGGGUUAGUUAGUAACCUGGUGAGUUUCGUUUUAAUAAUUAAAAUGGAAACGAGUUGA
Molecule: messenger RNA, 2596 nt
Organism: Engraulis encrasicolus (European anchovy)
Lineage: Eukaryota; Metazoa; Chordata; Actinopteri; Clupeiformes; Engraulidae
Gene: kctd5b
Product: potassium channel tetramerization domain containing 5b
Exons: 7
Coding region: 362-1144 (260 amino acids)
Biological process (GO): proteasome-mediated ubiquitin-dependent protein catabolic process; protein homooligomerization
Cellular component (GO): cytoplasm; Cul3-RING ubiquitin ligase complex
Molecular function (GO): cullin family protein binding
Source: RefSeq, a predicted model, not a curated record